Molecule: messenger RNA, 263 nt
Organism: Staurois parvus
Lineage: Eukaryota; Metazoa; Chordata; Amphibia; Anura; Ranidae
Source: the annotation of a GenBank genome assembly
ACCCUGGCGUUCCAUGGAGCCCUGGUUGAGAAACCCUGAUGUAUGAAACGAAGCCCUUGUAUUUAGAAGAUAAACACCUUCCCUCAGAUAGUGAGAGAACCCCUCAUAAUGGGCACAGCGGGUGUACAGACCUGGGAACUCAGCACAGGGAUGGUGGGAACCCCUUAUAAUGGGCACAGCGGGUGUACAGACCCGGGAACUCAGCACAGGGAUGGCGGGAACCCCUCAUAAUGGGCCUUCAUCAGACACUGACAGAUCAGACA